GUCGUUUUUACUUGAAACACUUUUUGACAACUACCAACAAUGUCCAACCGACCUGCUGCCAUGGGCCUCGACGCCGAGCUCGCUGCCAAGCGCGCCGCCAAGUACGACCCCGUUGCCGAGGGUGAGGCCAUUGCCUUCAUCAAGGAGCAGACUGGCAUUGUCGUCCCCGCCGGCAGCGACAACGUCCACUCGGCCCUCAAGGACGGCUCCGUUCUUGCAGAGCUCGCCAACUCGGUCAAGCCUGGCUCGUUCUCCAACACCAAGGCCCAGACCAUGCCCUUCAAGCAGAUGGAGGUCAUCAACAAGUUCCUCGAGGUCGCCUCGUCGCUCGGUGUCCCGAUCACCAACUCUUUCCAGACUGUCGACCUGUUCGAGAACCAGAACAUUGGCCAGGUCAUCAUUUGCAUCAACGCCCUCAAGCUCGCUGCUCAGGGCAAGGGCAAGCUCAACAGCCACGCCAGCAAGGAGGUUGUCACCGACCACUCUGUCAUCCCCAUGCAGACCCACGGCUACACUGGCGGCGCCAACGCCUCUGGUCAGAACUUUGGCCUCGGUCGCCAGAUCGUCAACAACAAGUAAAAGGUGUUGUUGUUGUUGUACUUUCGUUCCCCCCCCCCCCGUUUGCGUUCUGACAAUGGCGUGUUUUUCGUGUUGAAUAAGUCACUUGUUUUCAAUACAAUGGAUCGUUGUUGUCGUGUAACAACGCUGCGUUGUAUUCAGUACUCUGAUACACUGAACAUGCAUGGCAAACCGAGGAGAGGA
Capsaspora owczarzaki ATCC 30864 is the source of this 762-nucleotide messenger RNA. RefSeq lists its product as hypothetical. NCBI's taxonomy places the organism in Eukaryota, Filasterea, Ministeriida, Capsasporidae. The coding region runs from base 40 to 579 and encodes 179 amino acids. The record is from RefSeq and is a predicted model, not a curated record. Gene Ontology annotation, molecular function: protein binding. The transcript is spliced from 4 exons.